UUCCUGGGGGGUUUUCUUCCAUUUCUGGGGUUCUUCUUCGUUCUUGGGGGUGUUCUGCCCCAUUUCUGAGGGUUCUCCUUUAUUCCCGGGGGGUUCUCUUCCAUUUCUGGGGUUCCUCUCCAUUCCUGGGUGUCCCCUUCAUUUCUGGGGGGUUCUUCUCCAUUCCCGGGGAGGUUCUUCUCCAUUCCUGGGGGGGUCCCCUCCAUUCCUGGGGGGUUCUCUUCCAUUUCUGAGAUUCUCCUCCAUUCCUGGGGGUGUUCUCCUCCAUUUCUUGGGGUCCUCCUUCAUUCCUGGGGGGUUCCCUUCAUUCCUGGGGGGGUUCUCUUCCAUUUCUGGGGUUCUCCUCCAUUCCUGGUGGGUUCCCCCCCAUUCCUGAGGGGGUUCCCUUCAUUCCUGGGGGGGGUUCCCUCCAUUCCUGGGGGAAUCCCCUCCAUUCCUGAUGCGCUGGUGGAGAUCACGGAUGGAGAUGAUGGAUGAGGCCCACAGGCUCUCCUCCAUCCCACCCGUGGCGACACCAAUCCCCGACCCCGAAACUCCUCUUCGUGUCGGGCUGUGGGUCCUCCCACCCCUCGCGCUGAACCUCGAGGUCCACCGAACCCUCGGUGAUGGUUUUUUGGUGGAGCUGAGGGACGGUGAUGGGACCUUCUUGGCUUUCCAAAGUCCCAGUGCCACCGCUUGAGGUGUGGGAACGAGCGAUGGACCCCUGGGAGGCCUCCGGGCCGGAGCAGACGGUGAUUUUUGAGGGCGAUGACGACGAAGAGGACAUCUACGACCCUUCAGGGAUGCAGACUGCCCCGGUGACCCUGAAUGACGCCAAGAUGGACGCGGCCUCGGCGGACAACCCUGAGAUCGUCGAGUUGGACACAAGCACUUUGAUGGAUCCCCCUGAAGAGGAUCCCUCGGGUCCACGGAGUCCGGCGCGGGAGACCUUACGUUGGACGGUGGUUCAACAAAUCGAUUCUCCCGGCAAAAUCGGAGGUCGCCGCGGCGGCAAAAGCAACUCCAGAGGCGGCGUCUUCUCCAACUUCAAGAGCAUCAUCGUCUUGCAGAAGAGUUACGAGUGCGGCGAAUGCGGCAAAUCCUUCAGCUGCAGUUCGCACUUCAGCAAACACCGCCGCACCCACACCGGCGAGAAGCCCUUCCUCUGCCUCCACUGCGGCAAAAGCUUCAACGUCAGCUCCAACCUUUACCGCCACCAACGCGCUCACGCCGCCCAACGAGCGGCUCCGGCCGCUCCGCCCCCUCGGCCUCGCGGUUUGCCGUAUAAAUGCCAGGAGUGCGGGAAAAGCUUUCGCCGGAACAAAGAGUUGGUGACGCACCAACGCUUACACACGGGGCGGUUACCCUUCCAGUGCGGUCACUGCGGCAAAAGCUUCAGUUGGAGUUCUCAUUUCGAUCGUCACCAACGCGUUCACACCGGUGAGAAACCGUAUCAAUGUCCGGAAUGCGGGAAGUGUUUCAGCCGCAGUUCCCACCUCUACCGGCACCAACGCACUCACGCCGGCGGCCGCUCCUACAUCUGCACCUACUGCGGGCGCAGUUUCGGCAGCACUCUCCAUUUCGAUCGCCACCAACGUACCCACACGGGGCAACGGCCCUAUAAGUGCACUUUGUGCCGUAAAAGCUUCGGCGAUGCGCCGGCGUUGGUCAAACAUCAACGGCUUCACUUAGGAGAUGGUCCUUUUCGCUGCGAAGAAUGCGGUAAAGCCUUCGGCGCUCGCGCUCAGUACAUCCGUCACCGACGGAGCCUUCACGGUGGUGGGGAGAAACCGUACCGGUGCGGAGAUUGCGGUAAGAGCUUCUCUUGGAGCUCUCAUUGGGAACGACAUCAACGCAUCCACACCGGAGAACGCCCUUAUCAAUGCGGGGACUGCGGCAAACGCUUUGGCCGGACCUCCCAUCUCUACCGGCAUCAACGGACCCACGCCGGCGGGCAACCCCACGUCUGCGCCGAUUGCGGCAAGAGCUUCAACAGCACUCUCCACUUCCAUAAGCACCAACGAGCUCACGCCGGGCCGCGACACGCUUGUCCCGACUGCGGGAAGGCCUUUGCCGAUAGUUCGGCGUUGGCCAAACACCGGCGGGUUCACAGCGGCGAGAAGCCGUUCCCUUGCCCGCAGUGCGGUCGGCGUUUCGGUGUUAGAUCUCAUCUCCAUCGUCAUCUCCGUAGCCACGGCGAGGAGAAAGCGCCGGAGGAGCCGACGCCGCGUAGGACCUCCACAUCCCAAUUCUCGGAGGUCACCUGGAGUGGGAGUGGGGUCCAAAACCAACCAACCCCCACCCUCCCCAUCGUCCUGAGGAACCUCAACGCUUCCACUGGUUCAUGGGUCACGGGUCUGGCGGCCUCCACCGGUUCAUGGGCCACCAUAAGUGGUGGUGACGGCCGGAGCUUCACCAGCAGCGCUCUGCAGGCGUUUGGAGGUCCCUCCGGGUUCCCGAGGAAGAGGAGGAGGAAAGGUGGCCUCAGCCCCUCUGUUUCCGGGUCAGGGCAGGAGCCGCCCCCACCGGACCCACCGCUGGUGAGGAGGAGCCGGGGGGGACCCCGGGCUGUGCCCCCCCCGCAGGGGUCGGACGUUGGUUUUGGGGUGACAUCGACCCCCCCUCCGUCACCCCAAGUUUUGGGGGGGGUCACCAUGCAGGAGAACUACGAGAACGUCAUUUCUUUGGCCGAGGAGAUCGCCAUCAGUUGGCCGCGCAUCACCGCCUUCGCCGAGUCCCACCGCAGGCGGGGGUUGGCGUCCGGCGUGGAGGUGGAAGGGGAGGAGGGCCAAGCGGAUCCUCCUCAGCUCCAGCCCUCGCCCGGCGAUGGGUCGGUGAACCCCGAGCUGCGCCGGCAGCUUGGCCGCAUCCUGCAGACGGCCGGGAGGACGCAGGUGGAGAAGAUGCUGCGGGAGCUGGUGCGGGAGCAGGGCCAGGGCGGGAGGCGCCGCAGCCGCAAGAAGAACCCCAAGGAUGGAGGUGCCGGCAGUGGGACGGAGGAAGAUUCGGCGCCACCAGACGGCGAAGAUCCGGCGCUGGAAGAUGUUGAGGAGCCCCAACGGGAGGAGCAAACGGAUGAACCUCUCGUCACGGCGAAAGCCAAGAAGGACGCGGCCUCGCCGGCGUCCCGCGGUGCCGGUUGUGCCGAAUGUGGGUUGAGGAACCGGUUGCAGAGUCCGAGCAAACAGCGCCGCUGCUCGGAGUGCGGUCGGCGUUGCCGGCAACCGUCGCGGCAAGCGGAAAAGCCGCAUCGGUGCAGCGACUGCGGCAAAGGCUUCAGCCGCGGCUCCAACCUGGCUCAGCACCGGCGCAUCCACACCGGCGAGCGGCCUCACCGCUGCGGCGACUGCGGCAAAGGCUUCAUCCAACGCUCCGAUCUGGAGCGGCACCGGCGCGUCCACACCGGCGAGCGGCCGUAUCCCUGCAGCGACUGCGGCAAACGCUUCAGCGUCAGCUCCCACCUCGACCGGCAUCGCCGAACCCACGCCGGCGGCCCUGGGCCCCCAGCCCAACCGCGCACCCGUCCUCGCCCGGCGCCGCCCGAAUCACCGGCUCCGCACCGCUGCCCCGAAUGCGGCAAAAGCUUCGCCCAACGUUCCGCUUUGGCCAAACACCGCAAGACGCACAGCGGCGAACGGCCUCACCGCUGCGGCGAUUGCGGGAAGAGCUUCAGCCGCGGCUCCAACCUCACCCAACACCGGCGCAUCCACACCGGCGAACGGCCUUUCGCUUGCGGCGAUUGCGGCAAAGGCUUUAUCCAACGUUCCGAUCUGGAACGGCACCAACGCGUCCACACCGGCGAACGGCCUUACACCUGCGCCGAAUGCGGCAAAAGCUUCAGCGUCAGCUCCCACCUGGACCGACACCAGAAGAUCCACGCGGCCGAACGGGCGUCGUACCGCUGCCCCGAACACCUCGCCGGCUUCUUGGCCGCUCACCGCCACGGGCGCCUCUUCCAAUGCGCCCAAUGCGGGCGAUGCUUCGGCCAAGGCGCCGCGUUGCUCAAGCACCAACGCUCUCACGGCACCGGCGCAGCGGCGGCGCAGCCUCCCAAGUGCCCCGAUUGCGGCAAGAACCGCGGCGCGACGGCGUUACGGCCGCGAGGGCAACAAUGUAUGGAUUGCGGGAGGGAAUCGGAGAGCGCCGACGGGGAAACGGCGCCGGCGGCGCUGCCGGAAAAACCCUAUAAGUGUGGGGAGUGCGGGAAGGGCUUCGGGCAACGCUCGGCGCUGGUGAAGCACCGGCGGAUCCACACCGGCGAGAAGCCCUACGCCUGCGGGGAUUGCGGCAAAGGCUUCAUCCAGAAGUCGGAUCUCACCAUCCACCGGCGGAUGCACACCGGCGAGAAGCCGUACCGCUGCGGCGAGUGCGGCAAAUGCUUCAGCGUCUCCUCCAACCUCAUCACCCACCAACGCACCCACCUUGGCGAGAAGCCCUACCAGUGCCCCGAGUGCGGCAAGAGCUUCAUCCAACGCUCCGAGCUCACCAUCCACCACCGCGUCCACACCGGCGAGAAGCCCUACAAGUGCGCCGAGUGCGGCAAAUGCUUCAGCCGCAGCUCCCACCUCAACCGCCACCAACGCACCCACGGCGCCGACAAGGCUAAAGGCGGCGCCGUCAGCCCCCUGACGCCUUCCUUUGCCGGCGUUGCCGCCGCCGCUGCCGCCACGUUCUCGGCGCCGGGCGCCGUCCCCUCGCUGGCCGCCUUCCCGGCCUCGCCCGCGCCGCUGCCCGCGCCGGCCCUCGACCUGCCCUGGGCCCUCUCCUUCCCCGCCCGCGCCUUCCCCCACCCCGGCUUCCCCGCCGCGCCCGCCCCGCCGGCCCAGGCCCCCUCGCUCAUCAACUGAGCCGCCAAUCUAAUUAGCGAUCUCUCUAAUUAGGGGACGAGGCAGCUCCUCUGGCCUCGACUGCGGCCUCAGCCUCGUCCCGACCUCUCCAUCCAUCACCCAACUUGGGAUGCCCUCCCAGAUCCAAGUUGGGCAUCGUUCCUCCCUGGGGCCAUUCAGUCUUGGUGGCUAAUUAGUGGUUAAGCUAAUUAGGGGGAUGAUCUCUCUAAUUAGGAGAUGAGGCAGCUCCUCCGGCCUCGACUGCGGCCUCAGCCUCAUCCCGACCUCUCCAUCCAUCACCCAACUUGGGAUGCCCUCCCAGAUCCAAGUUGGGCAUCGUUCCUCCCUGGGGCCAUUCAGUCUUGGUGGGUAAUUAGUGGUUAAACUAAUUAGGGAGAUGAUCUCUCUAAUUAGGGGAUGAGGCAGCUCCUCCGGCCUCGACUGCGGCCUCAGCCUCUUCCCGACCCCUCCAUCCAUCACCCAACGUGGGUUGCCCUCAAAGAUCCAAGAUUGGGCAUCGUUAUCACCCAGAGCCAUUUGGACGUGGUGGCUAAUUAGUGAUUGAGCUAAUUAGGGAUUGAGCUAAUUAGGGAUGAGGAAGCUCCUGCAGCCCUGACUGCAGCCUCAGCCUCUUCCCAACCUCUCCAUCCAUCACCCAACGUGGGAUGCCCUCCCAGAUCCAAGGUUGGGGCCCUUGCUCCUGCCUGGGGCCAUUCAGUCUUGGGGGGUAAUUAGUGAUUAAGCUAAUUAGGGAGAUGAUCUCCCUAAUUAGGAGAUGAGGCAGCUCCUCCAACCUCGACUGUGGCCCCAACUCCGGCCUCUUCCCGACCUCUCCAUCCGUUCCCCCAACUUGAGUUGCCCUCAAAGACCCUGUUGAGGACUUGUUCCCAUCCGGAGCCAUUCGGUCGUAAUGGCUAAUUAGUGAUUUCCUUAACGAGGGGGAUGAUCUCUCUAAUUAGGAGACGAGGCAGCUCCUCCCACCUCGACUGCAGCUCCACUUCACCCAACACCCAACUUGGGAUGCCCUCGAAGACCCACGACUGGGGAUUGUUCCUGCCUGGGGCCAUUUGGUCUUGGUGGCUAAUUAGCGAUCUCUCUAAUUAGCGAUUGAUCUAAUUAGGCCACAAGGCAGCUCCUCCAACAGUUGAGUACAGCCCAAGCUUCAGCCUCUUCCCAACCUCCCCAUCCAUCCACCAACUUGAGUUGCCCUCAAAGCCUCAUGGUUGGUGAUUGUUCCUUCCUGGACUCGUUAAGCCUUCGUGGCUAAUUAAGGACCUAAUUAGAGGACUGGGGACCACCCCCUUGGACAUUUUUAACCCAUCCCCAGCGGGAAGAUGGAUUCCACCAUCUUCGUGGUCCACGCGCUGCCGCCCACCCUGAUUUUGGGGUGGAAAGAAGCCGAUAAAUCAAUUACCCACUUAAUUAAGAUGAUUUUUAACGAGGUUUUUUCCCCCGCAGUGGGUUUUAACGCAUUGCCGAGCGCCACCCAGAAUUCAUCGGACUCCUCCCAGGUGGGACCUGGGAAAAAGUGAAGCGAAAAGAGGGGAUUUGGGGGGAGGUUCCCCCGUUUUUCCCCACUUUUUAGGGUGUUUGGGGGUGGGAAAUUGGUCCAAUUUGGGCAAAACUGGGUUUUUUGGAUGAUUUUUAUCGCUCUCGUGUGUCUCGUUUGGGGGUUUGGGCACUAUUUGGGCAGUACCGGAGGGAAAUCAAACUGCUUUCAGCUUUCUUUUUUUGUUUUGUUUAAAUAGAGACUUUUUUUGGGGGUUAUUUUGUUACUUUUGGUGACUUUGUACUUGGGGAGGGGGUUAAUAAAGCCAAAGCGGCGCCGGCGGACGGCCCCGCGGCCAUUUCGAGGGAAGAGUGCUGCUUUUCGGCCUCAAAAGGGUGCGAUUCGUUCAUGGCCACCUUUGGGCAGCCCUGAAAUCGGGGGAGAAAACACGGAAAACGCUAUUUGUUCGCAAAGCAAAAAGAAAGAAGGGGAAAUUGAGGCAGAAAAGGUGGAAAAUGCUAUUUGCUCGCAAAGCAAAGAGAAAGAAGGGGAAAUUGGGGCAGAAAGCAUCACAAAAAUGCUAUUUUCUCGCCUAAGAAGGAGAAAAAAGGGAAAAUUUGGGCAGAAAGCGCGGAAAAACGCUGUUUACUCGUAAAGUGAGGAAAACAAAGGGGAAAUAUGGGCAGAAAGCAUCAAAAAAUGCUAUUUACUCAUCUAAGAAGGAGAAAAAAGG
Cuculus canorus (common cuckoo) is the source of this 7027-nucleotide messenger RNA. Its product is annotated as zinc finger protein 142-like. Gene Ontology annotation, molecular function: DNA-binding transcription factor activity; RNA polymerase II cis-regulatory region sequence-specific DNA binding. The transcript has 8 exons. NCBI's taxonomy places the organism in Eukaryota, Metazoa, Chordata, Aves, Cuculiformes, Cuculidae. Gene Ontology annotation, biological process: regulation of transcription by RNA polymerase II. The coding region runs from base 636 to 4826 and encodes 1396 amino acids. The record is from RefSeq and is a predicted model, not a curated record.